UUUCUCUUCAAAGGAAUUGAGGACUCGCACGUGUACUGCCCCGGCUCGUCCAAUUUCGCUCACGGAGGCCUUUGGAUCGUUGAUCUGACAGGCCGAGCUGUGGAUGGGAGAAAUCACCAUCCCGUCUUCGUCUUUUUCCUAAAUUAGUGCGGUAUUUUCAUUGUAACCGUCUGAUUUUGGCUGGAAGGAGUUGGAAACCAUCACAUCAAUGGUCUGGAUCACCAAACUAUGAAAGCUUUGUACAUACAACCGCAUCAGCAUAGAACCGACAGCCCGUCUCACUUCGGCUCUGUUACCUAGCUUUAUGUGAAAGCUUUUUUCCUCUGAAAGACACGUCCUCAUCUUCUCGUCAUGGAAUCGAAGGCUAACGUGCGCAGGGAGGCGAAGGAUAACGUAGAGCUGCUCCAUCUCGCGAUCCAGCAGCUUAUUGAGGAGAAGGGAGAAGAAGGGAGGGAGAACGCGAGUGCCAGCGAAGAAGAACGCCGCAUCCUCCUCUCCAGAUUGCUUUCCCAGUUGGAGUCGUUGAAGGAAGAUGCGGUUGAUCAACCCGAACCUUCUACUGAAACAGAGGCAGUGACAUCAUCUGGUGCCUUAGAAGCUGAUCUGAAAGAUGAGAAUGGAGGUCCUGAAUGCGUCGAAAUGAGAAUGGAAGAUAUUGUGAGGGAGCUGAGAAUUGUUAGAAGGCAGAACACUAUCACACAUUGGCUGCUUUCAGUCCUGAUCACGGUCACUGCUAUUUGGCAAUUGUCUGAGGUCUCAAUUUUGAUGAUGAUGAAGAAUACAUUUAAGAACCCAUUUAAAGCGGUUGGAAAUUUGAUCACCGGGGCCCUUCGGGGCAGGUCAAAUGAAACCAAUGCGGGGAAAUCCUCUUCAUCUUCGAAGCAAACUCAUAUGGAAGCACUCUCACUCAACCCAUUCAAGGUGCCAGAGCUCCCUUAUGUUGGUUUUCCGUAUUUGGGUUUGGACAGUGAUGAUGAUUGAAAGAAAGAAAUAUUUGUGGAGUAUGUUCUUCAAGUUGUAAUUAGCAAUUAUCUUGUUGGAUUAUGAAUGUGAUGAAGGAUUAUUAUUGAAGAUUGUUGUAUGAGAUUGUGCAGUAUGUUCCCUCA
Messenger RNA from Magnolia sinica, 1106 nucleotides. RefSeq lists its product as uncharacterized. The transcript has 2 exons. NCBI's taxonomy places the organism in Eukaryota, Viridiplantae, Streptophyta, Magnoliopsida, Magnoliales, Magnoliaceae. The record is from RefSeq and is a predicted model, not a curated record. Bases 352 to 981 code for a protein of 209 amino acids.